Messenger RNA from Gastrolobium bilobum, 748 nucleotides. Its product is annotated as thioredoxin H2-like. NCBI's taxonomy places the organism in Eukaryota, Viridiplantae, Streptophyta, Magnoliopsida, Fabales, Fabaceae. The transcript has 3 exons. The record is from RefSeq and is a predicted model, not a curated record. The coding region runs from base 146 to 526 and encodes 126 amino acids.
UACUUUGUUAAUCUCUAUAUAUAUCCCAGCCAAUUUGCCAUCAUCUGAACCAAUUAAGAAACCUCAAGACUCUUGCAACGCAUUGCUUAUUCAUACAUCAAAAUCAAUUUUGGUUUAUCAUUCUUGGCCAGAAGAAGGAACCAACAUGGGAGCCAACUUACUUAAUUUUGUGUAUGUUGAUAGAUCUUCAGAGCCAUCCCACAUCCUUACCUUCCAUUCCACUGCUAAAUGGAAUGCUCAUUUUAAUGCCAACAAAAAAACUGACAAGCUGAUGGUGAUUGAUUUCACAGCUACAUGGUGCGGACCUUGCAAACUCAUGGACCCAGUUAUUCAAGAGUUUACUGCAAAAUACACAGAUGUUGAGUUCAUCAAGAUUGAUGUGGAAGAGUUAAUGGAAGUGUCUGAAGCAUUCCAGGUGCAGGCAUUGCCAACUUUCAUACUCAUUAAGAAAGGCAAAGUCGCUGAUAAAGUGACGGGGGUAAGAAAAGAUGAGCUACAAAGGAUGAUUGAAAAACACAGAAAAUAAAUGUGUGAUCAUGCACAGUAAUAAAAUCUGAAAGGCUUCGCAGCACAUUCUACCUUGACCAUUACAAAGGAACAAGAAAAUACCAAAAACUCACAAGGCAAUAAGUUGGUGUCAUCAUUUUCACCACAAACAAGAGAAAAAUAGGUGUCAUUCUUUACCAUUACAAGUUCGAUAUGUAACAAAAUGGCAUUGACCAACAACUAUCAAUAUUACUGGAUUCUU